AUGGAAACAUAUCACGGUUAUGUCCGAACGCAGUUGGAUGCAAUCCUCCUUUUUGAAGCAUGCCAACUCGGCUUGCUCCCUCGAAUCCGUCGACGGCUGACAGAACGAGAACGACUACAAGUGAGAUCGGGCUCAGUUUAUGUAUGGGACGAGAGAGAGGCGUCAAUGAGAAGAUGGACCGACGGAAAGGCAUGGAGUGCCAGUCGAGUCAGUGGCUCAUUUCUGACAUACAGAGAAAUGGAGGGUAACAAAAAACACCCAGUUGCCAGUCCAAAGGAAAAAGAGGAAGGUUUCAAGUACAAGGAAGGUGGACUUUUCAAGCAAUCUUUCAGCAUCACCACUGCUACCGGUCUCAAGCUUCACUUAAUCAGUUACUACACUCGAGAAGAUGUGAACCAAGGCAAGCUGGCUCAGCCUAGCACUGACUCUCGCCUUAAACAUAUCCAAAUUCCUAUUGAGAACUACCCCGAUACCUCUCCUAGUGCAUCUUACCAGAAUCCAGCUGUUACACAUGUCCCUCUUCAGUAUGGGUACAGACAGGGCAUCCCUAUGCCAGGACAGAUGCCAGGACAGAUGCCAGGACAGAUGCCAGGACAGAUGUCAGGACAGAUGCACCCCCAGAUGCAACCCCAGAUGCACCCCCAGAUGCAACCCCAGAUGCAUAAUCAUAUCUCUAGCCAUGCUCCUAGCCAUGCCCCUAGCCAUGGGCCAAGUCAGCACAUGCACAUUCCUUCUCAUCAUUCGUACCACCCAUAUGCUAUGCACCACCCAGCCUCCCAUGCUCCUCCACAGCAGUAUGGAACCUCACCUCCAUACUAUGACUACUCUCAGCCUCCUUACUAUCCCCAGCAACCUCAGCCCCAGCCCCAGUACUCUUUCCGAAGAUCACCUGAGCUGCAGAUCCCCUCUCCUCCUCCCACGACACACUCUCCUAAGACUCCUCCAAAGGAAGGAAAGACUCUCCCUCCCUUGAAAUUGGCUGAAAAGUUGGGAGGUGAAGAUCAGAGAACUAUUCACAUGCUUAACCGUGUCUUCAUUUGA
Messenger RNA from Yarrowia lipolytica CLIB122, 1041 nucleotides. RefSeq lists its product as uncharacterized. NCBI's taxonomy places the organism in Eukaryota, Fungi, Ascomycota, Dipodascomycetes, Dipodascales. Gene Ontology annotation, molecular function: DNA binding. The record is from RefSeq and is a predicted model, not a curated record.